UAAAGAAAGUAUAUAUUUUGAGUUGGAAACGCACUCGCCAGUACUUUGUAAAGCCUUGAAUGGUAUGUCACGGCAGUGAGUAAAAUACCAAGUAUCGCUGUGAUAAGGGAAUCAGUCACUGUUCACGAAGCUGCAGCUAAUACAGAAAACUUUUGCGUUGUUGGAUGACAUCAAAUCGCUGAGGACGCAAGAGAAUGACAAGUCGCCUGUGUACCGCUAGUUUCCUGCUGCUUAUGCUGUUGGUAGCUUGCAAUGCCCACCAAAAGAGGACAAACGUCAGGAGACAGGGUAAUCUCAAGAAGCACCCGACACUGUUAACCAGCAAGACGGUAAAACACGUCAACUCGGGCAGAGCAGUUCUGGCAGGCAGCAGAAGGACAAAGAGUGGAGCAUCAAGCAGUCCAGAACUAGUGACCCUCAAGGCGAUCAAAGUGGCCACAUUCUACUUCUCUAACGACACAGAGGAACAGCAGCUGAAGGACAGCGGCGCCUACGACAGCAAAUCGGUGUUACCGUAUGACGUAACAGCGGACGCAGAGAGCCGCAGCCGACUGUUCGUGACGACACCGCAGGCGAGGCGCGGCAUCCCGGCCUCCCUGAGCACUGUGCCGUACGACGAGGCCGCGGACGCCUCCCUGACACCCUACCCCAGUCUGGAGCUUCACCGCACCACGGAGGACUCCAUCACCGACUGCCACUCGCAGCUGGUGUCCGUCAUCACCACCACGAAAACAUGGAUGGAUGACGACACGCUGUACGCCCUUGACACUGGCGUUCUGGACAUCACUACAAGUCCUAAUCAUGUCUGUCCACCCAAAAUUGUGGCUUUCAAUCUGUUCACCGAUGGGGUUAAAAGUACGACAGUUAUCGAGAAUUCAGCAUGUAACUCGCUGUAUACAGUAAUUGUGGUGGAGGAGUGUCCAGCCGGCAGCCUGGUUGCCUACAGCGCCGACUCGCUGAGCUUCCGGCUGACAGUUACCGACCUCGUCAACGGAGACUCCAAACACCUCCAGAGUCAGUACUUCUACCCCAAGCCCGGAUUCCUCUUCACUAAGGCGGGUGGACCGUCUGUUUUCCUCCCGUAUGGACUGUGCGGUCUGUCAGCAGAUAACAACUGCGAUGGGAAACUCUACCUGCAGGCCUUCGCUAGCGAUACUCAGGAUGUUUUGGACAAGGAGCUCAUCCACAACUCGAGCGACGGGGACGUCUUGGACACCAAAGCACAGUUGGCAUUACCUGGACGACUCUCGGGUCCCAACGGCCCUGUGGCUGUGGACCCAACUGGCCAGCUGGUGUUCUUCUCCAUAGAAGACGACCUGGCCGUCUACUGUUGGAACACAAGCAAGGAGCACGAUCCAAAGAACUUCCGUAUCAUCGCUCAAGACGACGAACGUUUACAGUAUAUUAGCAGCUUGAAGAUAGAUCGUGGCUCUCAACGAAUGUAUAUACAAAGCAAUCGGUUCACAAAGUACUUGUCCAAUGCUACCGACUACUCUGAAGAUAACUAUUACCUUUUAUACACUUCCAUAGACGGUUUACAAUGUUAGAUCAUCAAACCAGUCAAUUUAUGUUUCAGGAGGGAACUAAAAGACAAAUAUCUCUUGUAUUCACAAACUUACGUAUCAACUGCAAAAUGUAACAGAGAUAAAGCAGCAUGAAAUGUAUAUCUAUAUCGUUUGCUCACACAACCCACUCAGUGAAAAUCUAAAACUGAAGUCUUUCCUUCGUCCAUUACACGGAGUCUUACACCCGAAUAGAAGAUGUCUUUUGGUAUCUUGCGUGUGUAUAAAUUUCGUAGUACAAAAUAAUCGCAAAUAGAUAUAUUCUGCGACCUGACGACGGAGUUGCUUUGUGUCAGACAUAGCACCAAUGAGAAAAAUUAAAUUUUUAUCCAGCACAUGGUUCAGCGAAAUCUCGUCACAUUAUUUACUAUUUAAAAAUAAAAGUGUCCAAUGUUAGAGCAGAAUUUGGUCAAGGGCACCAUAUAUUCUUUCUCUAAGUGAGUAAAUUGUGUAUGAUUUUGUUUAACCAGAAGGCGUAACUGAUGAUUUUCUUCAGACGAUAGAGCUGUUAUUGGCUAAACAAGAAAAGGGGGAACCAUGUACCAAGAACUAAAAUAUUUUGUAGGGAACAUUAUUACAUGAUAUUCUUGAGGAGAAAGGAAACAACAUGAGUGAUUUGGUUUGUAAUUAUGGUGUGGCUCCGUAGCUGACACAAACUGGGCAGUCUUCCACCAUAUUGGCCCAAAGACAACUUUUUAGAGAUAAUUGCCGUAUUUUAUUUCAAGGAGAAAUUAACAAAAGGCUAUUUCUCAAAUUGAAACGUUUUCAAAAUGUAUGUAUUUAUUUACCUAAAUAUAAAUUUCUGGCGAUCAGUAUGAAUUUCCGGUAGCUGUUGAAAAUUUUAUAACUGGUUUUAUAUUGUAAAUUUGGUUAAAUAAUAAAGAAUGCCUUUUUUAGUUUAAAAUUA
Messenger RNA from Schistocerca gregaria, 2469 nucleotides. Its product is annotated as protein yellow-like. Gene Ontology annotation, cellular component: extracellular region. NCBI's taxonomy places the organism in Eukaryota, Metazoa, Arthropoda, Insecta, Orthoptera, Acrididae. The transcript has 6 exons. The coding region runs from base 195 to 1547 and encodes 450 amino acids. The record is from RefSeq and is a predicted model, not a curated record.